Hansenula anomala is the source of this 1815-nucleotide messenger RNA. RefSeq names its product Vps45p (gene VPS45). The record is from RefSeq and is a predicted model, not a curated record. Gene Ontology annotation, biological process: intracellular protein transport; vesicle-mediated transport. NCBI's taxonomy places the organism in Eukaryota, Fungi, Ascomycota, Saccharomycetes, Phaffomycetales, Wickerhamomycetaceae. Bases 1 to 1815 code for a protein of 604 amino acids. The transcript has a single exon. Gene Ontology annotation, cellular component: Golgi membrane.
AUGAAUUUAUUCGAAGUCUCUAAUUUCUAUCUGGGAAGGAUAGUAGGCGGUGAUCAACAGACUGCUCCUAAGAACGAAAACAGCGUGUUGCCAGGUUCCAGAAUAAAGGUGCUUCUCCUUGAUGAAUACACCACACCAAUCAUAUCAUUGAAUUCAACACAAUCAGAGCUACUACAACAUGAAAUCUAUUUGAUCAAUAGAAUUGAUAAUUUUAACAGGGACAAAAUGAGACAUCUCAAAUGUAUCUGCUUUUUGAAACCAACUGAAGAGUCAAUCAACUAUUUAUUGGAUGAACUCCGUAAUCCAAAAUACUCAAGUUAUGAAUUAUAUUUCAAUAAUUUUGUCACAAAGACUCAAUUGGAAAGACUUGCUGAAAGUGAUGAUUUAGAGGUUGUUACAAAAGUUGAAGAAAACUUUCAAGAUUAUCUAACCAUCAAUAACGAUUUGUUUUCUCUUGAGUUAAAAUCACCAAGUCAUAGAAUUUAUGGAGAUUCACUCAAUUCAUGGCAUGGUGCUGCUUUCAAUAGAACUGUCGAAGGAUUAACAUCAUUGUUAUUGUCAUUGAAAGUUAGACCUGUGAUUAGAUAUGAAGCUAAUAGUAAAAUGGCUGCCAAACUAUCAAAAGAGUUGAUGUAUGGAAUAGAGAAAACCAAUGCUUCUUUGUUUGAUUUCAAAAUGAAGGAUUCACCACCGUUGCUAUUGAUUUUGGACAGAAAGAAUGACCCAAUAACACCAUUAUUAGUGCCAUGGACCUUCCAAUCUAUGGUGCAUGAAUUGAUAGGAAUUGAAAAUAACACUGUGGAUUUGUCAAAUACACCAGGUAUUACAGAUGAAUUGAAGAAGAUUGUUCUUAGCGCAAAGCAAGAUCCGUUUUAUGAGGAGUCUAUGUUUUUGAACUUUGGUGAUUUAAGUGAUAAAAUUAAAGAUUAUGUUUUCCAAUAUAGAAAUAAGACGAAGACAAAUCGAACUUUGGACACAAUUGAAGAUAUGAAAAGGUUUAUUGAAGAAUUUCCAGAAUUCAAAAAACUAUCAGGAAAUGUUAGCAAACACAUGACUCUAGCUUCUGAGUUGGAUAGAAGAAUCAAUAAACUAAGAUUAUGGGAAGUUAGUGAACUAGAACAAAAUAUAUCAUCACAUGAUCAACAUAAUUUAGAUCUUUCAGAGAUUGAAAAAUUGUUAUUGAAUAAACCAGAAGCAACGGGCAAACCACCAUCUCCACCAAUUUCAGAAGAUUCAAAAGUUAGAUUAGUGGCAUUAUAUGCUUUAAGAUAUGAAACAAAUUCAAAUAAUCAAACUAAUAGAUUGAAGGAAAUUUUGAAGCAACAAGGAGUUCCAUUAUAUAAGAUCAAUGUUAUUGAUUAUCUGUUAAGACUAUGUGGUGUUAGUCAAAGAUUGGAUGAUGAACAAACUAUUUUUGACAAGGCUACAUCAAAUUUAAUUACAGGUUUUAAAACAAAUCAUCAAACAAAUAAUAUUUAUAUGCAACAUAUUCCAAGAUUGGAAACAAUUUUGAGUAAAGCAGCUCGUGGGAAGCUAUCUGAAAAGAAUUAUCCAAUAUUAUCACCAUAUCAAGGGGUGUAUGCUAACUUGGCGACUGAGAAAGCUCAAGAUAUUAUCGUUUUUAUAGUUGGUGGUGCAACAUACGAAGAAGCUAGAAUUGUUGCAGAUUUGAAUCAAAUCAAUAAGAAUGUUAGAAUAAUAUUAGGGGGUACAGCUAUACAUAACACUGAAACAUUUAUUAAUGAAAUUGAGGACGCUGGUUCAAGAUGGCCAAAAACUACACCUGGUGAACGUUUACAUUCAAGGGUCAAUUAA